AGGCCCUUUAUAUUCAGAACGUGUUUUAGAAUUGAAUGCUAGUGAUGAACGCGGUAUCAGUGUUAUUCGAGAAAAAGUGAAAACAUUUGCUCAUGUUGCUGUUAGUAGUAAUACUACAACUACUCAAAACUCUGAUUCAAGUUCAAUAAACAUUCCACCUUAUAAAUUAAUCAUCUUAGAUGAAGCUGAUUCAAUGACAGCACCUGCACAAG
This is a messenger RNA of Schistosoma turkestanicum, 212 nucleotides long. The record is from the annotation of a GenBank genome assembly. NCBI's taxonomy places the organism in Eukaryota, Metazoa, Platyhelminthes, Trematoda, Strigeidida, Schistosomatidae.